GCUCUGUAACCGGCUUCCACUCGAGUUUCAGGCCUGGUAGAGAGAGGAUACACUCCACGGCAGCGAACUUCAUUGUGAAAGAGAACUCCUUCCCUUUUUUCUUUUUUUAAAUCCCAGCUUUUGGGUUUAAUGGACAAACUCUUUGUAAAUGCUUUUUAAGAAUCCUCACUCUAGGAAAUCGCACACUGGCUACUCUUCAGGCCCUGGCCUUGAGUCAUAUUUAAAGGGGUUUAAUUUCACUGGUGAACCACCUUGGCUUCUCUGCACCUGAGAAAAGGCGACUCCAAAUUUCAUCUCUUUCAUAUCCAAUUUACUUGUGACCAAUCAAAAGGAACUUUUGUGACCAUGAACACUACCGCAUCCUCAGAGUUUGACUUCUCUUUCCUUGAGGAGGGUUUCUCUGCUCGGGACAUUGUUGAGCAGAAGAUCAAUGAGUCAUCCAUGACGGAUGACAGGGAUGCCUUCUAUGUCUGUGACCUGGGAGACGUUGUAAAGAAGCACUUGCGCUGGGCAAGGGCACUGCCUCGCAUCACUCCUUUCUAUGCUGUCAAAUGCAACGACAGCCGGGCUGUAGUUAUGACGCUGGCAUCCCUGGGAACUGGCUUUGACUGUGCAAGCAAGACGGAGAUUCAGCUGGUCCAGUCUCUGGGAGUGGAUCCAAGCAGAAUCAUCUAUGCCAACCCCUGCAAGCAAGUUUCUCAGAUAAAGUAUGCAUCUGCAAAUGGGGUCCAGAUGAUGACCUUUGAUAGCGAAGUGGAGCUGAAGAAAGUGGCCCGCUGCCAUGACAAGGCCAAGCUGGUGCUGCGUAUUGCCACGGAUGACUCGAAGGCAGUGUGUCGUCUGAGCGUUAAGUUUGGGGCUCCACUCAAAGCUUGUCGAGGUCUCCUGGAGCAGGCUAAGCAACUGGGACUGGACGUGAUUGGUGUCAGCUUCCAUGUUGGCAGCGGCUGCACUGACCCUGAGACGUACACCCAGGCUAUUGCAGAUGCUCGCUGUGUCUUUGAUAUUGGGGAUGAGCUGGGCUUCAAUAUGGAUCUCUUGGACAUCGGAGGUGGUUUUCCUGGUUCAGAAGACACUGAACUUAAGUUCGAAGAGAUCACAGCAGUAAUCAACCCAGCCCUUGAUAAGUAUUUCCCUGCUGAUGCUGGCGUGAAGAUAAUUGCUGAGCCAGGACGCUUCUAUGUGGCCUCUGCUUAUACGCUGGUUGUGAACAUCAUUGCCAAGAAGGUCAUCAUGGAUGACGAGUCGGCCUCUGAUGAGGAAGACGAAGUAGUUAGUGACAGGACCCUGAUGUACUAUGUCAACGAUGGAGUGUAUGGAUCCUUCAACUGCAUUCUCUAUGACCAUGCUCACUGUUUGCCAACGCUGCACAAGAAGCCAAAGCCAGAUGAGGUCAUGUAUCCCUGCAGUAUCUGGGGUCCAACAUGUGAUGGACUGGACCGCAUUGUGGAGCAGUGUAACCUGCCUGAGCUGCAGGAGGGCGACUGGUUGGUUUUUGAGAACAUGGGUGCCUACACCGUGGCUGCCUCCUCCACGUUCAACGGCUUCCAAAGACCUGAUAUUCACUAUGUCAUGUCCCGCCCGGCAUGGCAACAAGUGCAGCAGAUCUAUUCCCAGGGCAUGCCAGCCCUUGCAGAGGCAUCUAGCCUCUUUGAAGUGCCAGCCUGCUGUGGCCGUGAGAGCAGCUUGGACAUGCCCACCAAGCCCUGCCAGGCCCAUGUGGUUUAAACAUGUAGUACAAUGCAUCAAUGCUCUUCAGUUCUAGCGUACUGGAGAAGGCUCUCUUCAAGUUUAUUUUUAGUUUAUUUUCUUCUCAAAAUGUACGUUACAUUUUCAAGGCCAGUUACUUGACCGGAGAAUGAGAGGGACAUGAUGUUGCACAACUUUCUGUGUUCUGUAUGGAAGCCGGCAUCUACCCCUAAUGAAGCGAGGCUAAAUCACACUCUGAACGUGUCUGUGGGUUUCAGGCAGAGUGUUACAGGGUGACUCUGUUUAAAAUAGUAGCUGCAAUCUUUCUGCCUUAAUAUUGGGACAUGGCUUAUCACUGGAAAUUUUUUUUGCUAAACUGGACUAGUGUAGGGGAAACCAUAACCUUUCAAAACACAUCCCAAAAUGUCACUGAAGGUUUCCUGUCUCCAAAGAGACAGGAACUGAAACGGUGGCAGAGGUGACUCUUAAUUUAAUAAACAACCAAUACCUGCAGAUUCAUUACCUAAAGGAAACCGCAAGAGGAGUCAGUUUAUUGUUGAAUCAUUCAAGGCCCUGUUAACUGCUCAUGUCACAUCACCGAGUAACUUGCAAAGAGGUGGAUGGGGGGGGUGAUUUAAUUCCUCAAAAUGGCUGCUAUGUUAAUUUAUCUUUUCCAUGAGCUCUGCUUCUCUACAGAACCUCUCAAGUGUUAAUCCUUAAGAUGCUAACAUGUCAAGAAACAUAUUUAUUGACUAAUAUUCAUGUAAUUGUUAUUAUUCAGCGACUUUGUUCUGUCAAAGUGUCUCUGUCUAUGGAUGUGACCUCCUGUGUAACCAUACUCUGCAUGGGAACGCACCAUGCAGGUCUGUUAUCCAGACUUUACAGGAGCCACUGAAGACAAAUCUUAAAGAUUAACACUUAAAACACAGGGACUCAAAAACAGACUGCACCUCUCCUCUUCUCCUAUCUUAUUUUAUUUUAUGUUUUGUAACUUGUAGAAUGCAAAGUUUUUGUGAUAUUAAUAAGCAGUGUUUAAUCAUACAUUUGAAAUGGAUAUGGAAGAGAUGGGAUUGCAAAUUCAUAAUGCUUUCCUAUGGAAACUUUUAAAGUUUUGUAUUUUUUUAAUAAAGAAAAGUUAAGGUGCCGAGCCAAA
Mugil cephalus (flathead mullet) is the source of this 2842-nucleotide messenger RNA. RefSeq names its product ornithine decarboxylase 1 (gene odc1). Bases 346 to 1728 code for a protein of 460 amino acids. The transcript is spliced from 11 exons. Gene Ontology annotation, molecular function: ornithine decarboxylase activity. The record is from RefSeq and is a predicted model, not a curated record. Gene Ontology annotation, cellular component: cytoplasm. NCBI's taxonomy places the organism in Eukaryota, Metazoa, Chordata, Actinopteri, Mugiliformes, Mugilidae.